Ophidiomyces ophidiicola is the source of this 1287-nucleotide messenger RNA. RefSeq lists its product as uncharacterized. Lineage: Eukaryota; Fungi; Ascomycota; Eurotiomycetes; Onygenales; Onygenaceae. Gene Ontology annotation, cellular component: mitochondrial small ribosomal subunit. The transcript has a single exon. Gene Ontology annotation, biological process: mitochondrial translational initiation. Gene Ontology annotation, molecular function: structural constituent of ribosome. Bases 1 to 1287 code for a protein of 428 amino acids. The record is from RefSeq and is a predicted model, not a curated record.
AUGACGGGAAGACUAUCGCCCGCGGCGAAUUUACUUCGAAACUCACGGCUUUUUGCUCUACCUCCUCCCCUUUCCGCGCCGGCGCCCCGCAUCUCACCUUCGAGCGUCGCUGAGUCGGACACCGCAACCCUUCCUCAUCCAGUACGUCCUUCUAUUAUAUCACCGCCGUCGUCCUUAGCAAGAGGUGAUUGGGGCCUUAAGCGAUCGUUACCGAAGAAAUCUACGUCUGAUAGUGCUUUAUUCCCGGUUGUACGAAUCAACCAACUGGAUACCUAUGAGCAUAUCACAGAUUUCGAUUCAGCCAACGACCAUACAAUUUCUUUGAAAAAAUGGCAGGAGCUUUCUCUUCCACUGUCAACUGUAUUGGACACUGGUAUUUCUGCGUCUACCGGUGGUGGACGACAUUCAAGUGUUUUCGAGUCAACCGCUGAUAACACGUAUGAGACCAAGUUAUCCGAUGAUGCCCAUUCCAAAAGAUUCAGAUUUAAGGGGCCAUGGCUUGCAGGUCAAACUGAAAUCGAGUUCAAUGCUUUUUUAAAAACCGUUAGGCGGCAAAAGCCGGAAUUUUUGAGGCAACUACGCCAGAUCCUCACAGAGAGGAAAGCUCUAGAAAUGCGGAAAGCAUCACUAGACCGCGGUGAGCCUAUCGAGGACAAUAAAUUACCUCAUGAGUUAAAUGACGAGGAGUUCGAAUUGGCAUUACGGUUGUUACGCUCGAAGCCGGAAGUUCUCGGCCCCGAAAUCUAUAAGUUUCUCGACUUAGCUACCCCGCCUAGCAUCCCUAACCGGUACCUGAAGGAACACUACUGGGCUGCAGGGCCAUCAAAUAUAUCCUCGGUUGAGUAUGCGACAUCCGGCCCUCCGAUGACACACCCGUCAGCAGGCCUGUCAUAUCUCCGCACGAAGGCACAUAUGGAUAAUCACCCGGUUGUGGGCCCGCUACAAGACCCCAAACCUGUCCAGGCCCGUGUUUUAAGUGUUAAGAGGACUUUUAAACUCCGGACAUUCGUCGGCGUUGGUGGAUUCGUUACAGAAGACUCUAAAUCACAGGGUCUUAGACAAGGAAAGGGCUUAAUGGCGUUUGAUCCUGAUGCCAUAGGAGGUAUGAAGUACUGGGUUAAGGCUGAAAGAGCUUGUAUUCGACCGGAUGGAAGACUAGAACUCAGAUUGGUACGAGCCACUGAGACUUCAAAAGCACUUUUUGGGGCAAACGAGCCAGAACCGUCCGUGUCUCUUCCCGAGAAUCUUUUCCCACUCAGCAAAACCGUCCCUACACUUGACCAUUGA